CAACCAGCCGCAGGCCACCACACAAGCUGCGGGCACACUGGCUACAGUGAUGGAUGUCGUAGCUAGAGAGCACAUCCCACCUCUGGGAAGCACCACUGCUGAGCUGGUGUCCAUCAGGAAUGAGGCCAGUACCAAAGCCACAGCAGGCACUGCCAUCCCAGAGACCAAGGACACACCAGAGGGGCUCAGCGUGAGUCUGUCCCCCCAUGCAGCUCUCAGUGACCCUGAUGGUCCCUCUCCAAGGCCCUCUCCACGCUCCAUGGGCUCUCUGCUCCCUCAGACUCUCUCAACAGGCCUUGGGACCACCACAGCAGAGGCAGCUGCAGGCAGAUCUCCUUCAGCCACUCCCAGCAUGGCCAUGCAUUUGUUCCUCACGGGCACCAGUGGAGCAAAGCCAGACAGGGCCCCUCAAGCUGCUGCUGCUGCACCACUACCUUCCAUUGCUGCGUUUGGCAUCGGAACUGUGCCAGCUACCUAUCAAUCCUCCUUUGUUAGCAACACUUCAAUUAGUGAAGCAGGGAUGGGAUCAGCAUCACUGGCCAGUGGCAGAGCCACCACAAUGCUGGGGGACACCGAAGCCACCCUGCCUCUGCCUGAUACACACCCCAGCGACAGCCAGCCAGGUCCCACAGCAGGCUUAACAACCCCAGGAAUUGGUGUCACACCCAGAUCUGCACUAACCCCAGUGCUCUGGGCUGAGCCCCAAAUUGUGGAAGCUCCAGGGACAGAGAUGCCAACACCCAACACUGCACCAGGCACUGGCAGAGCUGUAUCAGAUACCUCUGGGGGACCCAGAGCAGUCACUGUCCCCGUGGCAUCACAAGCAGACGUCCCCCCUCUCCUGGAAGGCAGAGCCAAUGUAGGGAUGGCUCUGGAGGUGUCCCCAUCCAGCGUCCCCCAAGAGAUGGCAGCAGUCACAUCCCCACUGUCCCUGGCUGCCCCAGUGCAAGCAAUGGGGGCUUUGGGCGACCCCCAGCCCAAUGGCAGCGCCACAGAGCGAGCAAUGGGGAUGGGGUUUCUGGAGGUGAGCACAGAGGAGAACCCAGGUGCCAGCACAGUGGGGCCAGCUCCCAGCCACGCAAUUGUCACUGCCAGGCCAUCACCAGAGCCACCUGCCACUGAGGACAAGCCCACUGCUGGGAUCACCUCGCUGGCUGUUGGCCACACAAGUGUGUGGGAGGUUACAGAAGCAUCCUGGACAGGUGCCACAGGCACCACUGCCCAUGUGGACACCACCAGCUCUGAGAGCAGCACCAAGGGUGCAGCGCUCUCAGCCAGCACCAGCAGCACCCAUGUCCCUGAUUCCAACGCCAGUGGCACAAACCUGGCCACCAUGCCGGCCACCACACCAUCCACCAGCACAUUCCCCAGCAACGCUAACCUGCCAACCACCUCAAGAGGCUGGGAGACCUUUGUGACCAGGGUCACCACAGCCAUACCACCUGCCACAGCACGGGCCACCAGCACCAGCAGUGCCCCAUCCCUUGCUGUAACACACAGCGAGACAAGCAGAGGUGGGCAGCCUGUCCCAUCCCCAGCAGCGCGUACCCCCUUGGUGGAGACAACUCUUGGACCCUGGGUCCUUGGUCCCAGCAUUGCUGUUGCAGUGUCUGGUUCUCCCCUCCCCAGCCUGCACAGCCCAACAGAGGAGGCCACAACAGCCCCCUUGUCCCUGCUUGGUGUUGGUGCAACUGCGGUGGCAGCAGCUGGGCAGGCUCCCACCGAGUCAGAAGCAGGCACCACUUCUACAUCCAUCGGCUACCACGACAUGGGACAAGCAGCGAGCACGUCACCUCCUGCCUUCCAGACACCUCCAGGGACACCUGCCUGGAAGGAGAAAACAGCCAUCAGCACAGGCAGCACCACUGCCACCACUGCAGGGAACAUCACUGCUACCACUGCCACCACUGCCACCAGUGCAAGGAACAUCACUGCCACCACUGCCACCACUACAGGGAACACCAUGGCCAGCACCACAGGCAGCACCACUGCCAGCACUGUCACCACUGCAGGGAACACCACAUCUACCACUGCAGGGAACACCACUGCCACCACUGCAGACAGCACCACUGCCACCACUGCAGGAGGCACCAUGGCUAUUUCAUCCACAGCCCCAGUGAGCCCAGCCGAGGAGGUGGGAAGUCUCCCAGCCCCAGGCACCACGGCACCAGUGACACCACCAGCCACCACCCUGUUUCAUGCCUUUGGGACACAGAGAGGACCAUCCACCGAGCUGAGCACAUCUGCCCACACCACCACUGGGCACAGAACUCCUGCACCUGAGCCCCAGCCCACCCAUGAGCUUAUCAAGCCAGCAACUUCACUCUACCCCUUUGGUGUGGAAGGAGGGGACCAAGAGUACGUCCAGAGGAUGGUGGAUUUUAACUCACCCCUGUUCAAGCCAGAAAUUGGAUUUCCCAUUGGGAAGUCACUGCGAGAUGCUCUCUAUUUUACAGAUAACGGACAGAUCAUUUUUCCACCCACGGACAACUAUGUCCCGUCCAACCCCAACCCCCCUCCCCGGGGCUUCACUGGCUGGGAGAGCUUGCCAAUGGUGGCUGCCUUUUGGGAUGAUGCAGACUUUUCCAAGGGUGUUGGCACUACUUGGUACCAGGAGUACUCUACACUCAGCUCUACCCAAGACCCCGUUGUCCUAGAUGUGGAAGCAAAGAUUGAGAAAUACGUAAAAAUCCCCUAUGUAGCAAAAUGGACCCUGAAGGUGACGUGGGAGAAAGCUCUAGCAUACCCAUCCCGGAGGGAUGACACUCAGACGAGCACCUACCAGGCAGUGCUCACCACCGAUGGGAAUCGCUCCUUCGCCCUGCUGCUCUACCAGGACGGUGGGAUGCGCUGGGACUACACCAGGCUGGCUGCAGCCAACGUGCUGAUCGGCUUCUCCAGCGGCAAUGGCUAUGCCCAAAACAACGAGCUGACUCAGAAGCCACCAGCUGUCAAGUACCGACCAGACCAGCACAGCAGCACCGGCUCCGAUGUGCGUGGGCUGUGGAUUUACAGACUGGACAGUCGCUCCCGGGUGAAUUACAGGCUGCAGUGCCUGGCGUGGCUGGACACAGAGCCAGCACCGGCCACCUGGAACAGCCAGCUGCCACCAUGCCCCUGCUCCCGGCCCCAGGCAGAGCUGGAUCCCCGCUACCACUGGAGCAAAGGCCCAGCAGACACCUCCGUGAGGAUGCUGCGCACUGCGUCCCCCAGCCCAGCUGGAGCUGGGGUACGAUGUCUGUACCAAGGUGGGAGCUUGCUCGAAGGCUGGCAGGAGAGAGCAUGGAGCCUCCCCUUCCACGCUGCCACUGACAGGGAGCUGGAAGCGUUCGACUGGUGCUGCCGGCGUGUGGAGAAGCCCCUGUUCUGUGCCAAGUUUGCUGAGAAGAGACCAAGGGUUGGCUGUGAAGGAUAUGUGCCACCCACCCCCGCUGGUGCCUUUGGUGACCCUCACAUCACCACCCUGGAUGGACUCACCUACACCUUCAAUGGGCUCGGGGACUUUGUCCUGCUGCUGGCCAGUGAUGCCCAGACCAGCUUCGUUUUGCAUGGGCGCACAGUACAGACUGGCAUGGCCCAGGCUACCAACUUUGUGGCCUUUGCUGCCCAAUACAUCUCCACCACCACCACAACAGUUGAGUGGACUUUGGGGAGCCAGGAUGACAUCAAAGUCCUCCUGAACAACAAAAACAUCCAGUUUUCCUAUUCCCAAGACCUGGGUGACGAGGUCUACUACAGCCCUGGUGUCCUGCUAGUCAAUGCCUCCUCUGUCACGGCCGUCUUCAAUGGGACCAUCGCUGUCUCUGUCUCGGCCACCUCUGGGAUCCUCAGCGUGGUCUGCAGCCUGCCCGUCUGGUACUGCAACAGCACCAGGGGCCUCCUGGGUGUGUGGGACCAUGACCCUGCAGAUGACUUCCAGAUGCCAAAUGGUACCAGCAUCCCUGUGAACAGCAGUGAGGAGGAGAUCUACAGCUAUGGGAUGACCUGGGCUGUCAGGGAGCACAGCCUGUUCACUCAGCCUCUGGACUCACCAGCACUGAACUUCACACCCUUCUUCUUGUCUCGGCUGCGGCAGGAGAAUGAAAGUCAGUACGAGCUGGCAGCCUUGCAGUGUCACGGCAGCAAGGAGUGCAUCUAUGAUUCACUGAGCACAGGGAACUUGGCCCUGGGCCUGGCCACCCAGAGCCUUGCAGCUGACUUCCAGCAGAGGAAGACAGCACUCAAUGCCUUCCCUCCUGUCAUCACUGGUGACGCAUCAAUCACAGCCUUCAGGACAGAGAAGGUCAGAAGGCAGUACCAUGCCUUGGGGGCGGGUGCACGAUUCAUUCCCCAUCUCUCACCAGAGCUCAACAUAUCUGAGAACGGCACCCUCAUAUGGGAGCCCCAUGGGAUAGCCCCAUUCACCAUCAACCUCGAGGCUGUUGGCUCCAACAACAUCUCUGCACUCCUCCAGCUCCGCUUCACCCUCUGCGGGUGCAGCAGGAGCCAGGACUGUGACUACAGCAACACUGUCACUCUCAGGGAAUCUUCCCUGCAGCUGGCAGCCUGCAGAUGCGAGAGCGGCUACUCAGGUGCCUUCUGCCAGGACCCUCCGGACCCCUGCUCCCAGGGAUGCUUCCCUGGGGUGGGAUGUGACCCUUUCAGUGGCUGUGGCCCCUGCCCGGCUGGCCUGACAGGGGAUGGAGAGCACUGCUCAGAUAUCGAUGAGUGCACGCAGGGGACCGAGUGCCCGGGGAACAGCACCUGCACCAACACUGUAGGCAGCUACAUCUGCUCCUGCCUGGCCAGUGAGCAGGGUGAGAGGCCAGGCUGUGGCUCAGCCUGCGGCUACCACUCCUGCCCUGAGGGCUACUGCAGCAACGGGGGACGCUGCCACCUUCACCCCAUCACUUGUGCCCCCACCUGCACCUGCCCCCCGGCUUUCACCGACCAGCGCUGCCUGGUGGCAGGGGGGGAUUUUCAGCCACUGCCCAGCUCAGGUCUCCCUCGGAGAAGCAUCCAGAUGAGAAUCAAGGCACUGCAAAACACCACUGCUGAGGAAGUCAACAGCACUGUCUCAGCCAUCCUGGGCUCCCUUGAGGUAAAGGCUUUCCAGAGCAACACCAACAUCACCCAGAUGACAGACAGCGAUGGCUUCACCUUCGUGGUGGUUUCCGAGUUUGCCUAUGACAGCCGCGGGACCGUCAUCCGCUUCCUGAACGAGGAGCUGCCCGCAGCCAUCACCGGCGCCUUCAACGGGCGGCGGGGGCGGCGGGAGGCGGGCACGGGGCUGCUCUUCCACCGCCUGCACCGGGACAACAUCACUGACCUGGUGAAGCUGACAGUGGAUGAGCUGAGGGACUAUUUCCCCUGCACUCUGUACGGCUACAAAGGCUACCAGCUCCACUACAUGGGCACCAUCGGCUUCGUCUGCAUCUCCCCCUGCAAGAUGGGCUACUGCCAGCACGGUGGCCAAUGCCAGCAUCUGCCCGAGGGGCCCACGUGCAGCUGCCUGCCCUUCUCCAUCUACUCUCCAGCUGGCCUCCAGUGUCAGUGGCUGGCCAUCAGCCUGGCUGCCUUCCUCGGCAUCCUGCUGGGAGCCCUGGCUCUGCUCUGCCUCCUGUUUGCCAUCGCCUGCCUGGCCCUGCACCUCUGCCGCCAGCACCGCCGCCGGCACCAGGGGGCCAAGGAGACCUUGUGGAGGACACGGCCCUUCUCCUCUUUAACGAUGGCAGGAGAACAAGCAGAGCCCACCAUCUCCCACUCCCUGGAAAGGCAUUGGAAACUGCAGCUUCAGGCCAUUGACCCCUCAGCCCAGAUAAGAAUCCAGAGACCCCAUGUUAUGCCUCCAAGCCAGUCCCCCCAGCAGCCCUAACCUGCCACCAGUCCUUUUCUGGCACCUCCAGACUCACAGAGGAGCCAGACACUGCUGCCUGCUCCAAUGCUUGCUCUCGAGGUCUCCAGCAGCAGCAACACAUGGAAGCAGGGGACAGGCAGCUGCCAUCUGGGUUCUGCGAGGAUUCUGGAGGAGGUGAUUUUUUGAAUGUGUGUUUAUGUUGGGUGACCAAAGCAGGAGGAUUUCACCUUCCCCUGAGGACCUGCAGAGACUCCUGGGAUCAUCCUUGAAUGUGUCUGCACUGGGGGUGUAUGUGCUAGUGCAAUAUAACCAGACCCUGCAGAUCCCCUGAGAGCAGGGUCAGGUGGGGCAAUGCAGUGAUUGUAAUCCCUUAGGAACCAAAUAGAAUAAACCAAAAAUGUUGGCUUGCUGUUAAA
Vidua macroura (Pin-tailed whydah) is the source of this 6252-nucleotide messenger RNA. It is a transcript of the gene MUC4, whose product is annotated as mucin 4, cell surface associated. The transcript is spliced from 27 exons. Gene Ontology annotation, molecular function: calcium ion binding. Bases 50 to 5854 code for a protein of 1934 amino acids. NCBI's taxonomy places the organism in Eukaryota, Metazoa, Chordata, Aves, Passeriformes, Viduidae. The record is from RefSeq and is a predicted model, not a curated record. Gene Ontology annotation, biological process: cell-matrix adhesion.